AUGAACUCUCUCUCUCGCCUGGAUACGUUCAUUGCGCGCCUGGCAGGCUCGGGCCUAGGGCCAAAGGGCAAGCUCGCCGCAACCCCAUUAGCAUCCUCGCAUCCUUCGGCUGUUAGUGCCGAACCGGGCCCUUCGUCCUUGGCGUCUGGCCACCACAUCCCCUUUGCAUCAUCUGGUCUCUCAUCCUCGUCUGUAUCUGCAUCUCCAGCACGCCGCGCGCGGAGGCGGAGACGUCGAGUCCCAACCGGCACGAGCAUCAAGCUUCCCCCACCCACCACGCCACUGCUUCUUCGCGUAGCACUAGCACUGUGGUCAAUCCUUCUGGCAUUCUGGCGCUCGCUCGUUGGCGAUACCCGCGCAGUCCGCAUCCUGCGUCACAAGCAGCGCGGGUUGCGCGCGUGUGAUUCACCGCCUCCCGAACCCGUCGAGGCGCCAUUGCCAUCACCCGCAUCCUCUGCAACAUCGGAUAUUGUACUCGUUGAAGCGACAUCAGAUGAAGGCUCCGCGUCCGAAGCCGAGUGGAUCGACCCCGUGACCCGCGCCGACAGCGCCGUGGGCGACACUAGAGACGAGUCGGCUGUGAGCGAGACCGAACGCAAGGACACGUUCAACCUCUCCCUCCGCUCCGGGCACAGCAAGGAGACGGUAUUGUUCCGCGGCAUCCUCGACACCAAGCUCGAGGCUGAGGCCAAUCACAAGGUCGAGCACGAGGCCGACAUCGGACCCCGUCGGGCACGCCUCCUCCCCAACCCUAUGACAACGAGCUUGCUUGACCCGAGCGUCCCAGCGGCACCACAGAGACACGCGAGUCCCGCCAUCCCAGCUCCAAUCGUCGUCCGGCCACCACACCAGACACCAUUCCACCUCCAGAAGACGCUGAUCCUCGACCUCGACGAGACUCUCAUCCACUCGACAUCCCGGCCAAUCGGCAGCUCGAGCUCUGGCGGCGGUAUGCUUGGGAUUGGGUCUGGAUUGUUCGGGCGCCGCGGGCGUCGGGAGGGCCAUACGGUCGAGGUGGUGCUCAAUGGCCGCUCGACGACGUACCACGUCUACAAGCGACCAUACGUCGAUUUCUUCCUCAAGAAGGUCGCCUCAUGGUACACGCUGGUCAUCUACACUGCUAGUAUGCCCGAGUACGCCGACCCAGUCAUCGACUGGCUCGACAACGGGCGAGGGCUGUUCGCCAAGCGGUUGUACCGUGAGAGCUGUUUCCUCCAGCCCAGCGGAAGCUACAUAAAGGACCUCGCUCUCGUUGAUCCAGACCUUGGCCGCGUGUGCUUCAUGGACAACUCGCCCAUCUCGUACAAUUGGAACAAGGCCAACGCGCUUCCGAUUGAGGGCUGGACCUCGGAUCCCAACGACGAGGCGCUGCUUCAGAGCAUACCUGUUCUUGACAGCUUGCGAUUUGUCACGGACGUGCGACACAUCCUGGGUAUUCGCGGCUUUAAUUAG
Molecule: messenger RNA, 1452 nt
Organism: Cutaneotrichosporon cavernicola
Lineage: Eukaryota; Fungi; Basidiomycota; Tremellomycetes; Trichosporonales; Trichosporonaceae
Gene: NEM1
Exons: 3
Coding region: 1-1452 (483 amino acids)
Molecular function (GO): phosphoprotein phosphatase activity
Source: RefSeq, a predicted model, not a curated record